AUGGCUACCAAUAAAACCAUAUGGUUGACUGUGUCAAGAAGACCCCUCUUCUCGAAGGCAAAUGUCUUGCAUAUGUCUUACGUUUUCAGCAGUCAAGUCCAGGCAGCACCUUCUCCCAAAAUAGCCUCUACAAUUCCAGUCUCAACUCCCUCUUCUCUUCCCUCCUCCAAUGCCAGCCGCAACAUCGAAUUCUACAACACCACCUCCGGCCAGAACACCUCCGACCCCGUCUACGGCCUCUUCCUCUGCCGUGGCGACAUCACUUUCCAAAUGUGCCGAACAUGCGUGGCUGCCGCGACCGAAGAGCUUGCCGCAAAAUGUUCAAGGGAAAAGGUUGCUAUUAUUUUGUAUGACGAGUGCAUGAUUCGCUACUCCAACGAGUCUUUCUUUUCCACCGUGGCCGUAAGGUGCAGGAUUCAUCCGUUGAACACGCAGAACAUCACGGAACAAGACCGAUUUAAUCGGCUGUGCAUGCCGAACCUGUCUAGCGCCGAUUGCAACUGGUGUCUCCAGUCAGCUAUCAACCGUCUUCCAAUAUGUUGUGGUGGGAAGCAAGGGAGAAGGGCUUUGUUUCCUAGUUGUAACAUUAGGAAAAACAAAAAUCUCAACAACCACGAUAGUCGCCAUUGUUGCUCCAAUUGCUGUCUCCUAAUUAGGAGACGUAGAAAGAAGUUCGAUGCAGGACAAGGAGAUAAUGCUUUAAAUGAUAUUACCACUGUAGAGUCCUUGCAAUUUGAUUUUAGUACAAUUGAAGCUGCGACGAACAAAUUCUCCGACAACAGCAAGCUAGGUGAAGGUGGAUUUGGUGUGGUUUACAAGGCCGCGCUCUCACCAACUCAAGUCUUUGGUCUUGGGCCUGUGAACACAAAGAGAGUACUGAGAGACGGUGGUCAUGGUAGUGGCAGGGGAGUCUCUGAUGCCAAAGUCAAUAUCGUCUUUUGA
Messenger RNA from Carya illinoinensis, 942 nucleotides. Its product is annotated as cysteine-rich receptor-like protein kinase 25. Bases 1 to 942 code for a protein of 313 amino acids. Lineage: Eukaryota; Viridiplantae; Streptophyta; Magnoliopsida; Fagales; Juglandaceae. The transcript is spliced from 6 exons. The record is from RefSeq and is a predicted model, not a curated record.